Camponotus floridanus (Florida carpenter ant) is the source of this 1918-nucleotide messenger RNA. It is a transcript of the gene Fpps, whose product is annotated as farnesyl pyrophosphate synthase. Lineage: Eukaryota; Metazoa; Arthropoda; Insecta; Hymenoptera; Formicidae. The coding region runs from base 616 to 1830 and encodes 404 amino acids. Gene Ontology annotation, cellular component: cytoplasm. The transcript has 7 exons. Gene Ontology annotation, molecular function: (2E,6E)-farnesyl diphosphate synthase activity; dimethylallyltranstransferase activity. The record is from RefSeq and is a predicted model, not a curated record. Gene Ontology annotation, biological process: trans, trans-farnesyl diphosphate biosynthetic process.
AUAUCCGCAAAAUUUUCGACGCAAAUUAUUCCUUCGCGAGUUUUAAAAUACGAGCAUCGUGAAUGAGUCGGUUGAGAAUCACUGAUUCAUUUACGUAAGAUUACGAACUCGUCCGAAACAAAUCGGACUCGGCCGAAGUGACUGCGGUCCCUCCUUAUCGUGAAUCUCAGCUGACUGUUCACGUAGAAACGUGGUCGUCCAUAUGUGAUUUUUUGGUCCAUAUAAUGAGCAACAUGUAUAUAUAUAUCGAUAUCGGCGUCACGUAGCGAUGUGGUGAUCACCAAGCGACAAAGCGCUAGAUGUGCGUCCCGAAAGAGCGACGUGACGUCGUCAAGACGACACUAUCCGGGAUCGAAGUUCAAGGACGUUAAUCGUUCGCUAAUCAUUCGAUCGUUCGAUUGUUGAUUUACCUUCUGUCCCUUUUUUUUCUCUCAGAUAUACAAACACCGUUAACAGAUACGACGCGCCACGAGACUCGGUGCGACUCGUCCGCCCUCGUUCGUGUCCGCGUGUUCGUUUACCUUUCGCGAAUCGGGAUCUCGGGCGUGUUCGACUCUUACUUCUCGUUCGAGGAUACGGUGGCAGUAAUACCUCGAUACACCUGACAUACCCGACAUGUCGUCUGUCGCGCGGAAUCGCCUCUUAUCAGCGCUCGGCGUCGCGCGACGUGUCACCGUCGAGCACGCGCGCGUCCCGCGGCGCGCGUGCUCUUCUAUCCAUCACAGGAAUGCGGCAUACCGCAGAACAAUGGAUUCUACAGCGCGAAUGGCUCAUUACGCGACAAAACCGAUAUUAAUAAACAAGGAUGAAACUCGUGAAUUGAUGGCCAUAUGGCCAGAUGUUGUUCGUGAUAUCACGGAUCCCGAGGUCUUUGAAAUCCCAGAUAUUUCAAAAUGGAUGGCAAAAGUAUUGCAGUAUAAUGUUCCAGGAGGAAAAAAAAAUCGCGGUUUAGCACUAGUUUAUGCCUAUAAAUUGCUGGUACCGAACGAUCAACUUACAGAAGAAAACAUCCGCUUAGCACGAAUUCUAGCAUGGUGUGUGGAACUGGCACAAGCUUUUUUUCUGUUGCUCGAUGAUAUCCAGGAUCGAUCAUUAUUUCGUCGAAACCAACCAUGUUGGUAUCGUCAUAAUGAUAUAGGUUUAGCGGCCGUUAAUGACGGUACAUUGUUAGAGAAUGCUUUGUAUUUUUUAAUUCGAAAACACUUCAAAGGGAAAGAAUGUUAUAUCGAUAUAUUAGAAACUUUUCAACAUAUUAUAUUGAUGACUGCAAUGGGCCAGUCUUUAGAUUUACUCUCUACUAAUUUCGGGAAAAAGCCGAAUCUGAAUCUAUUUACAAUGGAUCGAUACAAUUCUAUUGUCAAAUACAAAUGUUCAUAUUAUACAUUUAUCUUACCAAUAACUGUAGCAAUGCAUUUUGCUGGAAUAAAGGAUCCAGAAAUGUUGAGACAAACGAAAACGAUUUUGCUGGAAAUGGGGCAUUUCUUUCAAGUUCAAGAUGAUUAUCUGGAUUGCUACGGAAAGCGUGAAGUUAUUGGCAAGGAUAGUACUGACAUACAAGAAGGAAAAUGUACAUGGCUGAUUGUUGUGGCACUUCAACGUGCUACACCAGAACAGCGUAAAAUUUUAGAAGAAUGUUAUGGAGUAUCGGAUCUAGAAAAAGUGCAAUGUGUGAAACAACUAUAUAAUGAUCUAGGUUUGCCAAACACUUACUCCAUAUAUGAAGAAGAGACAUAUAAUCUAUUAAAUACCCAUAUACAGCAAAUAUCACGUGGGCUACCACAUGAUCUUUUCCUGAAGUUAUUGGAUAAGAUUUAUCGUAGAGUGUCAUGAAAAGUGUCACUACAUUCAAGAAAAAAACCAAUGUGUAUCCAAAUUGUAAAAUUAAAAUCAAUGAACACGAAGAUGUGUUGCAAAUAUU